AAGUAGAUGAAACACAAUUUUAAAAAAUGAUUUAGAGAAAAAGCAGGCACUUUGCUUCUAGGCUCAGUUCAGUCCCUGGAGGGCAGCUGAGAUUAGCUGAGCACCAGGGAGACACCCAGGCAGACAGGACAUGUGGCUGUUCGCAGUUCUGUUCCUUCCCAUCGUCCAAGCCUCGUAUCCCCUCAGGGCAGUGUCAAAUGCAGUGAGUGGCCCUGUGCGGGGCUUGUUGACGGUGCAGUGUCGUUAUGAUCCUGGGUGGGAGACCUACAAGAAGUGGUGGUGUCGAGGAGCCGAGUGGAGUGACUGCCACAUCCUUGUUACAACCAAUGGAUCAGAGGAGGAAGCAAAGAAUAACCACGUGUCCAUCAAGGACAAUCAGAAACAGUUCACAUUUAUUGUGACCAUGGAGGAGCUCAGGUGGAACUAUGAAGACACCUAUUGGUGUGGGAUUGAGAGAUAUGGAACUGACCUUGGGGUCAGUGUCAAAGUGACCAUCGACCCAGUGACCAUGCAGUGUCAUUAUGGCCCACGCUGGGAGACAUACGUGGAGUCCUGGUGUGAAGAUGCUGAUUCAAAUGGCUGCAACAUCCUUGUUGAAACCCCUGGGUUAGCGCUGAAGAAGAACCGAGUGUCCAUCAAUCAAAAAAAGCACACGUUCUCCAUGACCAUAUGGGGGGAGUAAAACAACUUUUGAGAAAAAUUACUUGUUGUUUUUCUGAGUUGCUCCCAGGCAUUUAACAGGAUGGCCACCCUGCUUACAUGCGAAAUCUAGAAAUUUAGAUAAGGGCGGGCCCAACUUCAGAAUUAUUCCAUAAGUUACUACUUUGCUUUUUCUGAAGCAUGUUUUUUUUCCCCCCUGGGGCACCUUUUAAAUUAACCAGUUGGAGCUGAUUCUGUGGAAAAUCAAUGACCUCUUCCCCGAUCCCCUUGUAAGUUAUGGGGGCUGUCACCUGCUCUCAGUCCCCUGCUCACUCAUGGUCCAGGAUGGGGGACUGCUCUUCCCCAGGCUCAUUGCAUACCUUUCCCCUGGAUCUGUAAACAAUAAAUGUUGAGACUCUG
Molecule: messenger RNA, 1059 nt
Organism: Suricata suricatta (meerkat)
Lineage: Eukaryota; Metazoa; Chordata; Mammalia; Carnivora; Herpestidae
Product: CMRF35-like molecule 4
Exons: 3
Coding region: 131-682 (183 amino acids)
Cellular component (GO): plasma membrane
Molecular function (GO): transmembrane signaling receptor activity
Source: RefSeq, a predicted model, not a curated record